This is a messenger RNA of Alosa alosa (allis shad), 2258 nucleotides long. Its product is annotated as zinc finger MYND domain-containing protein 15-like. Bases 8 to 2005 code for a protein of 665 amino acids. Gene Ontology annotation, molecular function: histone deacetylase binding. Lineage: Eukaryota; Metazoa; Chordata; Actinopteri; Clupeiformes; Clupeidae. Gene Ontology annotation, biological process: negative regulation of DNA-templated transcription. The record is from RefSeq and is a predicted model, not a curated record. The transcript is spliced from 14 exons.
AAAGAAGAUGGAACUCGUAUCUGGUUACCGAGACCAGCUCAUAGCUUUUUCCGAGACCAUGGCGCAGUGGUAUCGCUCCUUCCAGACCUGCCCCAAGACGCACUGCGAGAAGAGAUGUCUGAGUGACACUUGGGGAUAUGGUCCUCCUCGUUACCCCAUCGACGAGGCCUCUCCUCUUUGGAUUCUGCACCUGUUGGACUGCACUGCAUCGCCCCCUGCUGUUCACAGCCGUCUCAGCCAGUCCGAAAUAGACCCCGCCGACUUGACGCGUUGUGAGGGAGACAGUGUUUUGAUGGUGACCGACGCCUCUGGUCUGCCGCUGGGGUUUGAUGUCCUGUCACGUGGCUGGGCGGGAUCCCUGGGAGGAGGUGAGGCGGCAGGCGGUGACGGCAAAGGAGCGGUGGGAACAACGCAAAGGAUGGUGGGACUUCUCCGCCGCUGCAUGGAGGCUCCGAUGAGUGGCGGAUUACCACGCCGACCCCAGACUCUUAGAGUGAACGACAGGAAACUUCACAGACUGCUCAGUAGGAGUGAGCGGGCCUACGCCGCCCUGCGUGUGGUGCUGUGUCCCCAGGCCCUGGGAGACUGGGGCCCCACCACGCUAGAGCCCGUGAGCGGGGAGCCCGAGCCGCAGGAGUUCAGUAUGCGCUGGCCCUCAGCCCGCUACUGCCACGUGUGUAAGAAACAUUCCUUCCCCAGCCAGCUGAAACCAUGCUCGCAGUGCAAAGCGGUGCUCUACUGCUCUGACCAGUGCUCCCAGGCGGACUGGACGCGAAGCCCCGAGGACGCCAGCCACCAGCACUGGUGCGACAAGCUGGCCGUCUGCAUGAGCCACGCAGCUCAGCUGGCAGACCUGCCCUUCACCUACACCGCCGAAGUGACACAGGAUGACUUUGACAUGGAAUAUUUCUUGAAGAAGAACAAGUUAGACAGCGGCUAUUGGCUGCUCUGGAGCCUGCUGGUGCGCUCCCCCCGCUAUGAGCUUCACACAGGAAUGGAACAGUCCAGAGAGCCCGUCUCUGUAUGGCUAGCAGGCCACUUAGAGCCGUAUGGUCCGUUGUUGGAGGAAUCGGAUACUCUGCUCUGCAAAGUGCCUCAUAACGCCCCAAGCCUCAGUUCCCCACUCGUGUCCUGGAGGCAGUAUUUUGCUUGGAGACGUCUGAAUUUGGCGUCUCCAGUGGCUGCUCUCCUCAGCUCUCCUCUCUCAAUCUAUUACAUUAUCACUUCUCUGGUGCCUCGCGACUUCCCUGAACUGAACAUAUUGAAGAAGCAAUCUUUGAAGAUCCAUAUCAUUGAGUCCUACCGGGAAUUCAACUCUCUACUAGUGUUUUGGGAGCUGUCAGUGCUCCUGCCCCACGUGAGCUUUGAGCUCUGCUUCAUAGGAGAGAGAUUGCCCCCAGAGAGCGACGAACAGCAGUACGUCCUGCAGAAGAAAGAAGGCCUAGUGACACUGGUCAGUCCCAGCUUUUCAUCAGAAGAAAGGAUUGAAAAGAAGAGCAUCCGGGUCAAAGUCUACAGACGGGUUUACCAUAUGCUCCAGGGUUCGAAACCUGACCUGGUGAUAGGAUUCAGACCAGCCAUUCCAUUGCAUGACUUGUGGGUUAGCACUCUCCCGAGGCUACAGACUCUCAGGGUGCCUGCAUAUUUCUGUGAGUUGAGCGAGCCGAGCUGCGAGGGCAGCCUGCCAGUGAUGAGUUCCGCCACUGGGGGCGCCCUUUCCCCUGCCCAUCUCAACCCCUUCCACUGCCCCCUACGCAUCUGUGGUGGAGAUAACCUGCUGCCCUGGUACUCCAAUGCAUUCAUCUUUCACCUCGUGUACAAACCUGCUGUAUCCUGCCCGCUACGGCCCUCUCUGGCCAAUCCCCAGCCAAUAGGGCCUGUCGAGCAGCAGCAAGCAGCCAAUCAGAGGGCAGGUGCAAGGCAGAGCCCGCCCCCUGUGCAGUCCAAGUUGACCCGAAAAGAGAGGAAGCAGGCAGCCCGGAACAUGCCUCGCAAACGCAAAUGAGAGCACAUGCACGUGACCAUGCAUACUCAUGCAUGUAAUUGUGUGCUGGUCCGACAACACAAAUGCACUAAAGACACCCAUGAAUACACAUAAUGCAGCCACACACAACAGACUCACAUAUGAAUCAGACGCACAUGCGCACUCAUUAGGAAAGACACAAUUAGAGAGACUUAUACACACAAGUAAGACAUGACACAGAAACACAUACACACACAGAAACACUUACAUACAUCCAUACACAAAACACACACAC